Molecule: messenger RNA, 795 nt
Organism: Artibeus jamaicensis (Jamaican fruit-eating bat)
Lineage: Eukaryota; Metazoa; Chordata; Mammalia; Chiroptera; Phyllostomidae
Product: SWI/SNF-related matrix-associated actin-dependent regulator of chromatin subfamily E member 1-like
Biological process (GO): negative regulation of DNA-templated transcription
Cellular component (GO): SWI/SNF complex
Molecular function (GO): nucleosomal DNA binding; nuclear receptor binding
Source: RefSeq, a predicted model, not a curated record
AUGAAACCCCCGGGGAAGGAGGGAGCCGCCAGGGAGCAGCUCCGUCCACGCCGGGAGGGGGGCAGUCAGGCGACGCCGGGACUCCCACCGACGAUCAUUCCGGAAGGUUCCCAGGCACCGGCGCCCUCGGGUAUUGGGAUUCCAAAACCCACAGAGCCACCAGGUCAGCCGCUGACACCCUGCAUGAGGCCCAGCAGAGAGGUCGGGGACCGAGUAAAGGCUUCCAGGCCCCCACAGUUCUGGGAGACUGGCAAGCUGACCAGCGGCAGGUGGCGCGAUCUCACCGAUGGGGAAAAACAAGAACAUCUAAAGGACUACGAAGCAGAAAAGGCAGAGUGGGCAGAGUCUCCGAAGGCCGCCGAGCCCCGCCCCCCGCGCCUCGCCUACCCCGAGCAAAAGGGUCGUGCAGACGCUGCUGCGGAGGAAGAAAGUCCACGGAGACCGUCUCUCGGGGAGAAAGGCGAGCCCGGAAGCAGUCAGCCCGCCCGAGGUGCAGCCGAUUACGGGGGUGGCUUUGGGAAACAGACCGCCGCCCGGCUGCGGAGGAGCCUCGUCGGUGAACUCCUUGGUGAGAGCGCGCGGCCUGGCAUUCGGUCUGCGGUCACCACAGCUGGAAGGCGGGUCCUCAGACGACAGGUCCAGCCCCUCGUGGGUCACCAGCGAAAACUAGACGCCAAACGUCUUCGGACAGGGAAGCGACACCCAGAAAAGAGGACGUUCCUGGACAGCGCAGGUUCCUUUGGCAGUGAACCUGAAAGGCUGGGGGGCUGGAGACAGAAGCAGGUGCAGGAAUAA